AACACGUCUAAACCAACAUGAACGGCACCGUGGUAUUCGCUCUUUUAGCAGCAACUGUAAUUGUUGCAGUGUCAGCCACACAUCAUGAACCUGCCCAUUAUCACUUCAGUUAUGGCGUUCAUGAUCCUCACACUAAGGAUCAUAAAUCUCAGCACGAAGAAAGGAACGGACAUGUGGUAAAGGGCGCUUACAGUUUAGAUGAACCAGAUGGCACCAAGCGCAUUGUUGAAUAUGUAGCAGGACCUCACACUGGAUUCCAAGCUGUUGUUAAAAGAUUAGGACAUGCCCAUCAUCCGGCACAUUACGGACAUCACGGUGGCUUUGGAGGAGCCGAGAGUCAUGUUGGCGCUACCCACUGGGGACAUUUUUAGUUGUACUUUU
Messenger RNA from Agrilus planipennis (emerald ash borer), 381 nucleotides. RefSeq names its product adult-specific cuticular protein ACP-20-like. Gene Ontology annotation, cellular component: extracellular matrix. NCBI's taxonomy places the organism in Eukaryota, Metazoa, Arthropoda, Insecta, Coleoptera, Buprestidae. Bases 18 to 371 code for a protein of 117 amino acids. The transcript is spliced from 3 exons. The record is from RefSeq and is a predicted model, not a curated record.